GGGCCUGCAAGGAGGUCGCUCAGAUCUACUUCCUGUCCAUGCUCAGUUGAGAAAUUUAGCUGACUGCGGCAUGCUCGUUCUCCCAGGCUCGUCUGCACUCUCAUCUUCGAAGCGCCAGGCGCUUUUUCAGCACAUCAAAGCCAUCAACCCGGACGUAAUCUCUGUUGAUGCAGUCUACAUCCACCUUGUCAAGUCCCCGAGCCAAUCGCUGCAGGAUGACCUAGCUAACAAAGCGUCGCCACAAAGACAAGCUAUUGAUCUAUUGCUUGACUACGGCGAUGACAUCAGACUUCCAUCGACAUCUGCAGCACUUGAUUCCGGGCACAAUGUCUUCUACGUUCUUCCAAGAGCCGGUUCCAUAUCACCGUGGUCCAGCAAAGCGACUGACAUCGCUGGUAUCUGCAACUUAUCACAACGCAUAGAUCGUCUCGAACGCGGGGUCGCGUUCGUCUUCCAGCUGGCAAACGACCAAGAUCUUGGGAAGGAAGAGUUGUCUGCGUUAUCCCAUUUGCUUCACGAUCGUAUGACGCAGAGCGUUCAUAUGGCUCUACCUGACGAGGAUUUGAUCUUUCAACAUCACGCCCCAAGCCCCCUGCGGACUGUGGAGUUGAGAGGUGAAGGAGAGGAAGUUGAUGCGGGUGUUGCACGUGAGAAGCUCUCGACAGCGAACAAAGCACUGGGACUCGCGCUCGCAGCAGACGAAUUGGAUUACCUGGUGGAGGCAUUUGUAUCUGGAUCGUCACCGAUCAACCGUAAUCCCACCGACGCUGAGCUAUUCAUGUUUGCUCAAGUGAACUCGGAGCAUUGCAGGCACAAAAUAUUCAACGCAUCGUGGACAAUAGACGAGACCCUUCUCGACCGGUCGCUUUUCCAGAUGAUCAGGAAUACAGAAAAAAUCAGUCCGCUUGGAACAAUCUCCGCAUAUUCUGAUAACGCAGCUGUUCUUGAAGGCGCCCAAGCUCCUCGAUUCGGCGUACAUCGUUCUACCGAACAUGUCUAUCAAGCUUCCGUCGAGAACAUGCCAAUUCUCAUCAAAGUCGAGACGCACAAUCACCCCACUGCGGUCUCUCCUUAUCCAGGAGCAGCUACAGGCUCAGGAGGGGAGAUUCGAGAUGAGGGAGCAGUAGGCCGAGGAUCGAAACCCAAGGCCGGACUGGCUGGCUUCACGGUCUCCAACCUUCUCAUACCGGGCUAUGAACAACCUUGGGAGACGGAUUUUGGCCGUCCCUCACACAUCGCGUCAGCUCUCGACAUUAUGAUUGAAGGUCCUCUAGGCGCGAGUGCCUUCAACAAUGAAUUCGGUCGUCCAGCCCUUGCAGGCUACUUCCGCACAUUCUCUGAAUCUGUCCCUGCCUCAGAGGACGGAUCAAAACAGGAGAUCAGAGGCUAUCACAAGCCAAUUAUGAUCGCUGGUGGAUACGGGAAUGUCCGUCCUCAGUUCGCGAUAAAAACGCGGAUUUCCCCUGGGGCGAAGAUCGUCGUGCUUGGCGGCCCAGGUAUGCUCAUCGGUCUGGGCGGUGGAGCAGCAUCCAGUCAGGUGUCCGGUGCUAGCUCUGCGGAACUGGAUUUUGCAUCUGUACAGAGAGACAAUGCAGAGAUGCAGAGGAGAUGCCAGCAAGUUAUCGACGCUUGCGUUGGCUUGGGAGAGGGUAGUCCUAUUCAGAGCAUCCAUGAUGUGGGCGCCGGUGGACUGUCCAAUGCACUCCCAGAGCUGGUCCAUGACUCAGGACUUGGUGCGAGGUUUGAGAUCAGAGACGUACUUGUCGCGGACAGCUCUAUGUCUCCCAUGGAGAUAUGGUGUAACGAAAGUCAGGAGCGCUAUGUCCUCGCUGUGUCGGCAGAGAAGGCCAGCGAGUUCGAGAGAAUAGCAAAGAGGGAACGGUGUCCAUUCUCCAUUGUCGGCGUCGCAACACAGGAAGAAGAACUCAUUGUCACCGACCGCCUCCUUUUGCAAGAUGUCAUUAACCUCAAAAUGUCGACACUUUUCGGGAAGCCCCCUCGCAUGUCGCGCAAGGAUACCUCGCGGAAGAUUGGUUUCACAGAUUUUGACACUGCCCUUUCCGCAUAUCUUCCGAACUCUACCUUGUCCGACCGCUUGCCUCUUGCAGUAGACCGCGUUCUUCGUCUUCCAUCAGUAGGGUCAAAGUCUUUCCUGAUCACCAUCGGAGACAGAACCAUCACGGGCUUGGUGACUCGCGACCAAAUGGUUGGGCCGUGGCAGGUCCCAGUCGCUGACGUCGCCGUUACCCGGUCAUCAUAUGGCUUUGACGUCCUGAGUGGCGAAGCUAUGGCAAUGGGUGAACGAACACCUGUAGCUCUGCUAAAUCCAUCUGCAUCCGCUCGGAUGGCUAUCGCCGAGGCACUCACCAACCUAGCUGCAGCUUCUGUCUCCAGCCUUUCCCGUGUCAAGCUCAGUGCAAACUGGAUGUGCGCCGCAUCUAAGGAAGGCGAAGGUGCAGGAUUGUAUGCUGCUGUGGCCGCUGUUGGUAUGGAACUUUGUCCAGCGCUGGGUGUUGGCAUCCCCGUCGGCAAAGAUUCAAUGUCGAUGUCGAUGAAGUGGAAGCAAGGAGAGGAGCAGCGAGAAGUCAGUGCACCGUUGUCUCUCAUUGUUACGGCGUUCGCGCCGGUGAACAAUGUCGAUCAAACAUGGACGCCUCAGCUGCGCACAGACCUGAAAGAAACGACUGUGCUUGUCUUCUUCGAUCUUGCUCAUGGUAAGACGCGCAUGGGUGGAUCAGCGCUUGCGCAAGUUUUCAAGGAGAUUGGGUCGGAGGCACCAGACGUCGAGAAUCCUCUCACAGUCCGAACGUUCUUCGAUGGGUGUCAGAAGAUCAAGAAGAGCCAACCUGAUUUGGUUCUUGCAUAUCACGACCGCUCGGAUGGAGGUCUCUUCACAACUGUGUCGGAGAUGUGCUUCGCUGGUCGGGUAGGGGCUGUAAUUUCCCUUGACACUCUCCACAGUGCUUCUGACCCAGUGGCGACCCUGUUCAAUGAAGAGCUAGGAGCUGUCGUUCAAGUACGCGAGUCCCACUUGAGCAAGCUCAUGAGCGAGUUUGUCGACGUCGGUUUCCCUUCCACAUCCAUCCACGUCAUUGGGCGAGUCAACAUCGACCCUUCUGACCAACUAUUCGCCAUCAAUCACGAAUCCAAAGUGCUAUUUUCGAGCACACGCCAUGAGCUUCAACAGGCCUGGGCCGAGACUUCGUUCCGUAUGCAAUCUUUGCGCGACAACCCUAUUGGAGCACGGCAGGAGUUCGACCUCAUCAAGGAUCACACUCACAAGGGUUUAUUUUAUGAUCUCGCAUUUGAGUACGCACCAUCCCCCUCACGAAGUCUCUCAUCGCGUCCGAAGGUUGCCAUCUUGCGUGAGCAAGGUGUUAACGGACAUGUGGAAAUGGCUUGGGCAUUCACGGCGGCAGGUUUUGAUGCCGUGGACGUACACAUGUCUGACAUUCUAUCUGGAGAACUGUCACUUUCGAGCUUCCGCGGGCUAGCAGCUUGUGGUGGCUUUUCCUAUGGAGACGUUCUUGGCGCUGGGAAAGGCUGGGCUCACUCAGUGCUUUUGAACGACAUAGCGAGGAAGGAGUUUACCCGCUUCUUCGCAGACAAAAAUACGUUCACUCUUGGCGUCUGCAAUGGCUGCCAAUGGCUCAGUCAUUUGAGAGAGAUCAUUCCUGGUGCAGACCACUGGCCCGACUUCAAGCAGAAUGCUUCUGAACGCUUCGAGGGCCGUGUAUCCAUGGUCGAAGUCACCUCUAACGAAGUGACAAAGGCCUCUGUCUUCUUGCGAGACAUGAUCGGGUCCAAGCUACCUGUUGCUGUUGCUCACGGAGAGGGAAGGGUGUCAUUCUCGGACGACACACAAGCAGAUGCCCUGCGGAAAGCAGGACUCGUCGCACUGCAGUACAUCGAUUCUGCGGGUGAACCCACGGAGGUUUACCCGUUGAACCCGAAUGGCAGUCCCGGUGGGAUUACUGGCGUUCAGACCAUCGACGGCAGAAUAUUAGGUCUCAUGCCACAUCCAGAACGUGUCGUAGCUUUGGAGAGUUGCAGCUGGUAUCCACUCGGGUUUGCGGAGUCUUGGGACGGCUCAAGUCCGUGGUUCAGGCUUUUCCAGAGUGCUCGUGCCUGGGCGAAUUAGAGGAGAGCAUAGAAAUGCGCAUACUAAAGUGAAAUUGGAUUACCGAGAGAAUUCGAAGAGAUUGUAUCGUGAUGAGGAAAUAUGAGCACUGUAGCUGGUCCGGUCGUAUAUAAAGUGAUAUUAAAUAUUUGUUCUCGAUCGAUGAGGCUGUAUAACCACGACAAACAGCGUUUUUAAGUCUUG
This is a messenger RNA of Suillus clintonianus, 4324 nucleotides long. RefSeq names its product CobB/CobQ-like glutamine amidotransferase domain-containing protein. Gene Ontology annotation, molecular function: phosphoribosylformylglycinamidine synthase activity. The transcript has 3 exons. The coding region runs from base 71 to 4141 and encodes 1356 amino acids. Gene Ontology annotation, biological process: 'de novo' IMP biosynthetic process. The record is from RefSeq and is a predicted model, not a curated record. NCBI's taxonomy places the organism in Eukaryota, Fungi, Basidiomycota, Agaricomycetes, Boletales, Suillaceae.